Molecule: messenger RNA, 1803 nt
Organism: Gaeumannomyces tritici R3-111a-1
Lineage: Eukaryota; Fungi; Ascomycota; Sordariomycetes; Magnaporthales; Magnaporthaceae
Exons: 1
Coding region: 80-832 (250 amino acids)
Source: RefSeq, a predicted model, not a curated record
UUGGAUACACACCAGAAGCUGGGACGCACUUACACACAGCAAACGCCCCCACAACCACACAUACCCGUCGCCACUUCCGAUGGGUGCAUUAUCUCUGCCGCUACCCCGAGCAAGAUCAUAUACGGUCAGCUUGAGACUGCCACAACCAACACCGCAACCCUCGACUUCGACAUUACCAGCAGUUGCUAUUGUCGGAGCCGUCGCCGCACCAACCACAGCGGCACGAUCGACUCUACCUUCUCUGUCCUCGCUCCUCCUCACAUCAACAUCAACACAAACAACACCUGACCGCAGGCUGCUACGCCCCACGGCACACAAGCGCACAAUGUCUGCCGCAGUUCAGAGCACCUCUGGCCCGCUCACCAUGUCGGCUGGCCCGCACCACCACCAUAAUCGCGACUUUGCGCUGCAAAAGUAUCUGCUCCUGCAGGAGCAGCAUGAGUCGCUGCAGCACCACAUCGACCAGCUGCGGCCAGCUGCCCCGUCGAUGGCCCGGCGGUCGCCAUCGGUCGCAUCGUCGACGGCAUCGCCGACGCGCCACCACCAGCGCCAGCAGUUCCGGCACGGCUCGAUGCCCACCGCGGCGGCCCCGUUCGGGCUCGAGACGGUGCCCGACGAGCGCACGCUGCACGAGGUAGCGGCCGAAGAGGCGCGGCUGUUCGACGUCAACGAGGGCAUCAAGCGCGCGCUGACGGAGCUGCUCAACUGUGAGGCCGUCCGCGCCGACCGCGCCCUGCGCACCUGGGUCCAGGGCCGCCUGCUCGAGACGGAGCGCGAGCUUCGCACCGGCCGGAGGCGCCGGAGCGCCCCCGGCGUAACCGAGCACUAUUGAACAGGGGCGCCUGCUAUACACAAUAAAUCGGUGGGGCUGGAGCUUGGACCGGCUUUCUUGCCCCGCUUCAUGCCCUGCCACGCGUUGCUUGUUUCGAGACUCGCAAGCUCUGAUGGGAGGCGAUACUGCCCCUCCCUAGUCCUCACAUUUUCCCCGCUUGGGGUCUGCGUCCAGCAAGGACCCUCAUCUUCCCCAUCUGUGGGUUCUCUUUUUGUCAGUGUUUGGCAAGAUGUUUUGUCAAGACCUGCUGCUUUUCUUGACUCUUGUCUUAUGAGGGGUCAUGUCGAAGGGCUCCUGCCGCCAAGAGGCCCUCGGUACUCCGCGGUGCCCUCUGGUUCGCCUGGGCGCGUCUAGGUGGUGGGGAGGAGCUGACAGAGGGUGGUCUGACCUGAGUCGUCCUCUCGGCAUUUACUACCAGACCCACCGGGAACGUUGGAGGGGUUGACCUGUUCCCCGUUUCGUUUCGGUGACGACCCCUCUGGAAUUGAUGGGGACCUGGCGCUUUGGGGUUGUGGUCCGACCUGUGCCUCCCCCGCUCGUCUGGGGUGAUGCAUGCCCGUCUGUCGUUCGUGUGUUUUCUACUCGUUUAAGAGUUUGCGGGGAUGAGGGCAGGACGCAAGAAUCAGCAGAGGAAUAAAAAAAAAAGAUUGAGGGGCGAAAUGGCAACACGAUCUGAGACAAGUCAGAUGAGUUUCACCCGGGGAAAAAAGGGUCGGGGUGCUUGGGGUUCGGUUUGCGCGUUCUGCAUGCAUUAUUGGAUUGGCGGGUUGGGCCUGGUCACUGUUGCUCUCCUUUGUGCUUUGCUUCCUCUGCAUUCAAUGUAAUACCAGCCUUGUGCAGAGCUGUUUCACCAGCAUCUUGUGUUUUCCUCUGUCUGUUUCUUGCUGAUACCAGACCACGCCCAUCUAUUUGGCAGCGCAGGGUCACCACUGUCACGCGUAGGAAGGGGUUAAUAACAUCAUUAUCGCACA